Molecule: messenger RNA, 1387 nt
Organism: Drosophila rhopaloa
Lineage: Eukaryota; Metazoa; Arthropoda; Insecta; Diptera; Drosophilidae
Gene: Arp10
Product: actin-related protein 10
Exons: 3
Coding region: 93-1229 (378 amino acids)
Biological process (GO): retrograde axonal transport of mitochondrion
Source: RefSeq, a predicted model, not a curated record
AGUUGCUUACCUGCGGCCUAGCCUCCAAUAAUUUGUUGGUCUAAUUUAAUAAUAAAUAACUUGUCUAGUCCGUCGAAGUGCAACUAGCCAACAUGCCCAUAUACGAGAGCGUGAUGCAGGAGAAGCCGCCCAUCGUCCUGGACAUUGGCACCGCCUACACAAAGCUGGGAUUCGCAGCGGAGGCGUAUCCGCGGAAGAUAAUGCCCACCGAGGUGGUGAUGACCACGACGGGGAUCAGGAAGCGUCUGUUUGACUACGGCACGCCGGAGGAGCUCUACGAUCAGCUGGUGGACUUCCUUCAGACGAUUUUCUUCAAACAUCUGCUGGUUAGUCCCAAGGAGCGGAAGUUCGUGCUGGUGGAGAACGUGUUCGGGCCCACUGUGCUACGUGAAACCUUGGCCCGCGUCCUCUUUGUCCACUUCGACGUCUCCUCCGUGAUGUUCGUGCCCGUGCACCUCAUCGCGCUUUCCACUUUAGCUGUGCCCACCGCCCUGGUGAUAGACAUCGGCUACAGCGAGACCAGCGUCAUGCCCGUCUUCAGCGGGGUGCAGAUAAUGGGCGCCUUCAAGGACCAGAGCUACGGAGGCAAGGCCGUCCACGCGGAGAUCAAGCGCCAACUGGUGGAGACGGGUGUCAAGGAGAGCCUGCUGACUGAGAGCGUGCUGGAGGACAUCAAGGUGCGAACAUGCUUCGUGACCACUAUGGAAAGGGCCCAGGCACGAGCCAAGGGUGGCGAGGACCAGCCGACUCCGGCUCCAGGUGUGGACUACAUCGUCAGCGACAACGAUGCUGUCAUCCAGGUGCCCGGCAGCCUGCGGGAGGCCGUGUACGAGAUCAUGUUCGAGCCAAGCAACGAACGGGACAGCCUGCCGCACCUCAUCCUGCGCUCCAUUCUCGACUGCACGCUGGACGUGAGACGUGCCCUGGUCGAGAGUGUGUUCUUGGUGGGUGGCGGCUCCAUGGUUCAGGGCCUGCUAGCACGACUUCGCCAGGAACUGCACCAUCUGCUCGCGGAGGAUCCGUUCUACGCCGAGCGGUUCCACGGCGAGCUGCAGUUCAAGUUCUUCAAUGCCAUCGGCAAGCAAAACUUCACCGCAUGGCUGGGUGGCGCCUUGUGCGGGGCGACGGAUCUCAUCCAGACACGAUCACUGGUCAAGGAGACGUAUCUGAAGAGCGAGCAUGUCCCCGACUGGAGCAACCUGUGCGACAAUCGGCCGACAGGAUCAUAGAUUGGGAGAGGACCCUAAAUAGGGCGAGAUGAAGCAUGCACUUCACCACUAACGCAUAUUAAUUUAAUCUUGAUUAUAUUGUAUUAUAUAGGCUUAAAGUUAACUGCAAGUAUAAAGUAUAGAAAAUAUAUAAAAAACCAAUUUUUUUGAAGUGCUUA